Molecule: messenger RNA, 2596 nt
Organism: Entelurus aequoreus (snake pipefish)
Lineage: Eukaryota; Metazoa; Chordata; Actinopteri; Syngnathiformes; Syngnathidae
Gene: tysnd1
Product: trypsin like peroxisomal matrix peptidase 1
Exons: 4
Coding region: 397-1962 (521 amino acids)
Biological process (GO): regulation of fatty acid beta-oxidation; protein processing
Cellular component (GO): peroxisome
Molecular function (GO): serine-type endopeptidase activity
Source: RefSeq, a predicted model, not a curated record
GCUGACAGUUCAUUGCUCCUGCCAAAUGAAUUGCACUGAGUGGAGCGGAUCACCACUCCAAGAUGGCGGCCCCGCGUCUCGUCAGCGCUCGAUGCAGCGUUUACUUAUAAGAAGAUGUCUAUGUCGUCCAGUGUAUCGCUCAAGUUUAACGGAAGUCCCGCCUUCGUGAGUACUAUUGGCUCUUUCUAGCCAAUCAUAAAACCCGGCAAGCGUCCCUCAAAUCAAUGAGACUAAACCAGGAAGUUAUCGCGCGAUAUAUAACGAAAACACUUGUUUUUUUCUUUGAACACCGAGUGUACUUUAACAUUUCAGUAGUUUUAUCAACACAUGUUUACGAAGAUAUGUUACACCUCAAAGUUUGGUAGUUAAUUAUUUCCGUCAACAUGGGCAAAGUUCAUGUGCGGUGAUGCUAGCAACAUGGAGGUAAAAGACGUGGAGAAGAGUUGCUGUGUCGUUACCUUAACGGAAGCUUUAUCCACCAAAGCGCCGGUAAGUUUUAGUGGAGUCCUCGUCCGUCCCGGUGCGGUGAUAUGCACCGGCUUCCCCUUUUUUCGUUUCGUUACCCACAAAAAGCCGUCUGCCAGGCGCCUCUUACGUCACAACUUCCAGGAUGCGCUUCAAAUCAGCGUCACGUUUCCUUCCGGUCGUGACGUGGAGGCUAACCCAUGUGGACUGACCCACGAGUGUCCAACAACAACAACAACAACACGUCAGUGGGAGGCCGAGCUGCUAAUGCUGGUCAACUGCGUGGAGUUCAAACAGGCUUUCCAGGCAGUUUUCCAGGAGGCUGACGGAUGGCGUUUCCAUGGCGACGAGGAUGAGGAGCUGAUCGGAGAUGCUGACCACCUGAGCUGGUUCGCUGUGCUCAAGACAAUGGAACACCUGAAGCCAGGUGCCUCCUGGGAGAAGAGCUCGGCCCUUCGGAAAGGCGUCCCGGUCUUGGCGUGCGGCUCGCCUUUCGGAUCCCUCUGUGUGGACCUCUUCAUCAGCACCAUCAGCGGAGGCAUCAUCAGCAACCUGGCGGGGGAGGACAACGCCGUCAUCCUCACGGACGCCCGCUGCGUGCCGGGCACAGAAGGCGGGGGGUUGUUCGCGCUGAAAGACUCCGGCGGCGUGCGACUCAUCGGGGUGAUCGUGUCGCCGUUUGGCUGGAAGGCCAACGAGUGGAUCGGCCUCACGCUCGUCUGCUCGGUCCAGUCGAUAUUCAGGAACGUUCUCCGAUGCGCCAACGCUGAAGAUCCACUCCGGGAUGUCUGCCUUCAUCCCGCAGAGGUCAUCCCUGAUCCGGACUCCAUGGCUGGUCCGUACCCGGUCGUGGGGUUGGUGGACAGUGGGCAGCAGUGGGGCUCGGGGGUGCUUGUGACCUCUGACCUGGUCCUAACCUGCCGACACGUAGUCAAGGGGAAGUCCACGGUCGCUAUGAAGUUCCACCACAGGGACAGAGUCCUUGAUAGGGUCGGUGAUGUCAUCUUUUCCACUAAAACGUCGUCACCCUACGAUGUCGCCGUGGUCCAGUUGACACAACCCUUCCCGGACUUUCGAGUACCUCGAACGUCUCAGAAGUUCCACCCAGGCGAGCGCCUCCUGGUGGUGGGUUACGGCGGGCUGGGCGGCAGGUGCGGUCCAUCCUUGACGUGCGGCGUCCUCUCCAAGGCCAUCAGCGUCAACCGUCGGCCUGUCAUGCUUCAGACCACGUGUGCAGUACAAGCAGGGGCCAGCGGGGGCGCUGUGGUGCGGGCAUCGUCUGGAGAGCUGCUGGGCAUGGUGGCGAGCAACACUAGAGACGUGACCGCCAAAGUCACCUACCCACACCUCAACUUCUGCAUCCCGGUCACCGUGCUGCAAGGACCGCUACGCCGAUUUCAUCAGCAGAGGGACGUGACGGCGUUUGAAGCGUUGGACACCACCGAGGAAGAAGUCAGAAGGGUGUGGAGGCUACAAGACGCACACAGUAAACUGUAGGUGGCGCUAUGCUGGAGACAAAAAGGUAGGAUGCUAAAAAUAUAGAAGGCCUGUUUUUUUUUCCUUGGCACCCAGAAGUAUUUAGAAGAAUGUGGCUGAUAAAGCAGCAUAUGUCGGGUUUUCACCGACAGGUUGCUGCAAAUGAUUGGUCCCAUUGGGCAGCUUGACGGCGGCUUUGAGAUACACGGACAUCUGUUAGGUGGCGUACUCCACUCAUUCAUCGCUAACACGCUCACACAAACCUUUUAUGUUUAACGUUUGAAUACAAAACUCAAAACCAGUGAAGUUGCCACUUUGUGUAAAUGGUAAAUAAAGACAGAAUAUAAUGAUUUGCAAAUCCUUUUCAACCUUGAGACCUCAAAAAAUGCCUACCUCUUUAGGACCACCCUCUCUAGAUAUACAAAGACUUGUAUUUACAACAUUAAUAAUAUAUACAUACUAUGUAAAUAUAAAAAAGGUAAGCUUUUAGUUAAUCUUUUUUAAAUUUUUUGUUUGUAAUUGGUUUUUAAAUCUUCAUUAUUUACUUCAAGUUAUUACAGUAUGUCUCUAUAUACAUAUUUAUUAGAGAUGUCCGAUAAUGGCUUUUUUGCCGAUAUCCGAUAAUCCGAUAUUGUCCAACUAUAUAUAUUUUUUU